AUGGAUAUCACAGGACUGGGAACGUUGCUACUUCUGCUUAUUACCAGCAUUUUUAUCUAUAUGACAUGGAACAAAAUGUACAAGAAAAGUAACCUUCCUCCAGGUCCAACACCUCUUCCACUGAUUGGAAAUUUACUACAGCUGAAAUUUGGUGCAAUGACCAGAUCGCUUAUGAAGAUGCAGGACCAGUAUGGCCCAGUCUAUACAUUGUACUUUGGUAUGCGGCCUGUGGUUUUCAUUUGUGGAUAUCAGGCAGUGAAGGAAGCCCUUGUAGAUCACUCAGAAGAAUUUGGGGCUCGUGGAAGACUUCCUACAAUGGACAAAUUUGUAAAAGGAAAUGGAAUUGCUUUUGCAAAUGGCAAGUGCUGGCAGCAAAUGCGAACAUUUGCCCUUAAGACCCUGAAGGAAUUUGGACUUGGGAAGAAGAGCACAGAGGUGAAGAUUUAUGAGGAGGCGCAGAAUCUGGUGAAGGAAAUCUCAAAAUUAAAUGGUUCACCAGUACAACCAUAUAAGAUUUUUUUGGAUGCCGUAGCCAAUGUAUUUUUCUCUAUUAUGUUUGGUAACAGCCUUGACUACAAGAACGAAAGAUACUUAAAGCUGUUCAGCUUAGUGGAUGAGACCUUCGUUAUUAUGAGUUCAACUUGGGGACAGUUGGAGGAUAUGAUUCCUGGACUAAUGAAAUACAUUCCAGGACCACAUCAAAAGAUCUUUGACAUAUCAGAAGAACUGCUUGACUAUGUACGGGACAGAGUGUCAAUCAACCAGAAAUCACUAGAUCCUGAUGCCCCUAGAGAUUUUAUUGAUUGUUUUCUUAUCAAGAUGGAACAGGAAAAACAGAAUCCUAACUCUCAAUUCACCAUGAGAAAUCUCUUGCUAUCAGUUCACAGCCUAUUUCUUGGUUCACUGGAUACUGUGGCUGCAACACUGAGACACGCAAUGUUAAUCCUAGUUACAUAUCCAGAGAUACAAGCUAAACUUCACAAGGAAAUUGAUCAUGUGAUUGGAAGAAACAGACUUCCACUGCCGACUGACCGGAGCCAGAUGCCUUAUACAGAAGCUGUCAUCAAUGAGGUCCAACGAUUUAUAGAUCUUAUUCCACUUAACACACAUUCAGUGGCAAAAGACACCCAGUUCCGAGGAUAUACCAUUCCCAAGGACACUGAUGUCUACGUGUUGCUCUGUACUGUUCAUCGUGAUCCGAGCCAAUUCUCUACACCGUACAAAUUCAACCCCAACCACUUCCUAGAUGAGAAUGGUGGAUUCAAGAAGAAUGAUGCUAUGAUGGCUUUUUCUGCAGGAAAGCGGAGAUGUCCCGGAGAAGGACUAGCUAUACUUGAACUGUUUCUUUUCCUAACCAUUAUCCUACAAAAAUUUACCCUGACCUCAGAGAAAAAAUUUACUGAUGCCGAUAUUGCCCCAAAAUUAAAAGGAAUUUUUAAUUACCCAAUGUCUUUUAAACUCUUUUUUGUACCACGUUAA
Messenger RNA from Bombina bombina (fire-bellied toad), 1479 nucleotides. Its product is annotated as cytochrome P450 2G1-like. The transcript is spliced from 9 exons. The record is from RefSeq and is a predicted model, not a curated record. Gene Ontology annotation, molecular function: iron ion binding; heme binding; oxidoreductase activity, acting on paired donors, with incorporation or reduction of molecular oxygen, reduced flavin or flavoprotein as one donor, and incorporation of one atom of oxygen. Bases 1 to 1479 code for a protein of 492 amino acids. Gene Ontology annotation, biological process: xenobiotic metabolic process. Gene Ontology annotation, cellular component: intracellular membrane-bounded organelle; cytoplasm. Lineage: Eukaryota; Metazoa; Chordata; Amphibia; Anura; Bombinatoridae.